AUGAAGGCGCUGUUGUUUUUAUUUUGUGGCCUAUUUGUUUCCUCUGAAGCUCUACCUGUUGUGAUUGAAGCGAAUGCCUUGGAGGGAGGUGCAAGUACUCAAUAUAAAACGGAAGACAAUCACGGAAAUUAUGCAUUUGGUUACUCCGAGGGCCACACAAGCGGAGGAAGUUUUCGAAAAGAAGUUGGCGAUUCUCUAGGAAACAAAGUUGGUUCCUACGGACUCCACAACGCUGACGGAAGGACAAGAGUGGUCAACUAUGUGGCCGACAGUGCUGGAUUCAGGGCAGAUGUUCAUACAAACGAACCGGGGGUUGACGGGAGUCAGGACAGCGCCCACACAGCCAUCAACAAGCCAGCCAUCGCAGCUGUGGUUGCUCCAGCUCCAGCAGUUCUCGCGAAGACAGUAGUUGCUGCUCCAGCAUUUGCGCACCAUGUUCCCGUUUUUCAUCCCACACUGUUCCAUGCUCCCCUCACUUUAUUUGCACACGGAGGCCACAUUUUGCUGUAGAGUUCUUGAAAGUUAGGAGGAGGAGAAAAUAGAACAAAAUCAUGGAAUUUAUUCUGAAUUAAGUAUUUGACAGAAAUGUCUUAAAGCAAUGCAUAUAACAAUCAUUCAGUUUUUGAUAGAGUCUGAAACACAAAAAUCUUGAGAAUUUUUUUUUUAUUAUUUAGAAACUUUAUUAAAAUAGUUUCUUUCGAACGAUGUAAUUUGGAAUGAUAUUACAUAAAUAUAAUAUCGUUUUUUCCCACAUUAAACUUCAACUGUUUCUUUCUUUUAAAAUCAAGUUUAAAAGAAUAUAGCUGAAAAACGAUAAAGAUAAUUACUUGAAAUUUGAAAUGCGUAAAUAUUAAAUAUUUUAUUUUUCCGUAUGGGCAAAUUGUAGAAAAAUAGGUAGUUUACGAUUUAAACCUACUUUCAAAAAUAAAUAAAUAAAAACAAACACUUAGAUUUUAAAAGAAAAAGAAAUCUUACAAUGAAAACUUUUGAUGUUGAAUUUAACGAUAGUUUUUAUUGAAAACAAAAACAAUUUAUUCUAUUGUUUAUAUAUAUACUACAUCAUACUACAUAUAUGCUACAUAUUGUUGAUAUGUACUACAACAAUUUAUUGUUGGUCUAUAAUACCAAUUUUUUUAAAUCCUUAAAAAAAUUGGUAUUAAAACUUAUAUUUAGUUACAUAAAAAAUCGGGAACAUCGAUUUACGAUUUUUGUUUGGAAUUUCUCUAUUUUUUAAAAAAUUUUUUUUGAAGAUUGUUAUGAAUUUCAUGGUGUUGUAUAUUAAUAUAAAAACUGAAAACUGAAGUUCAGAACAAAGUAGUAACGUUAUUUGUUCAAAAAUUGUCAAUUUAAAAUAAAAA
Parasteatoda tepidariorum (common house spider) is the source of this 1358-nucleotide messenger RNA. NCBI's taxonomy places the organism in Eukaryota, Metazoa, Arthropoda, Arachnida, Araneae, Theridiidae. The record is from RefSeq and is a predicted model, not a curated record.